Eurypyga helias (sunbittern) is the source of this 1689-nucleotide messenger RNA. It is a transcript of the gene TRIM65, whose product is annotated as tripartite motif containing 65. The coding region runs from base 1 to 1689 and encodes 562 amino acids. The record is from RefSeq and is a predicted model, not a curated record. Gene Ontology annotation, biological process: positive regulation of autophagy. Gene Ontology annotation, molecular function: protein binding; zinc ion binding. The transcript is spliced from 6 exons. Lineage: Eukaryota; Metazoa; Chordata; Aves; Eurypygiformes; Eurypygidae.
AUGGCACCACCCGUGUCAGAGAAGCUGGAGGAGAAGCUGGUGUGCUCCAUCUGCCUGGAGCUCUUUAGGGUGCCCGUGACCUUGCCCUGCGGGCACAACUUCUGCAAGCACUGCAUCGGCGGCCACUGGCACAAGCAAGAGCAGGCCCCUGCUGGGGCCGAGAAGGGCUACACCUGCCCCGAUUGCCGCAGGGGCUUCCAGCAGCGCCCGGCGCUGGAGAAGAACGUCACUCUCUGCGGCGUGGUGGAGCUGGCGCGGGAUGGCAAGGCGCGAGUCUCGGGCACGGAGAGGUGCGAGGUGGCCAGCAGCGAGCUGUGCCCGCAGCACGGGCGCCCGCUGGAGCUGUACUGCGAGGACGAGCGGCGCUGCAUCUGCUGCGUCUGCACCGUCCGGCGGUGCCAGCAGCACCGGCGGGUGCUCUUCGAGGAGGAGCGCUCUAAAAAGCAGGCCCUUUUAGAAGAGUCCCUGGAAAAAGCCCUUGAGGAAUUGGAGAGGAUCAAGCGGGCGAUGCAGGAGCUGGAGGAGCGCACGCACAGCAUCAAGGACUCCUCCGAGGGGCUCAAAUCGGUGAUUCUGAGCAAAUUUGCUCUCCUGAGGAAAGCCCUGGAAGAUAGCCAGUGGUGGACGGUGGCUAGGAUCGAGCAAGAGCAGGCGGUGGCGCUGGGACGUGUGGAGGAGGACUGGAGUCUCCUGAAGGACCGCCUGGACGUCCUCAGCCAGCACCAGGAGAGGGCUCAGCACCUGCUGGCCUGUCCUGACCACAGGACCUUCCUCCAGGAGUUUCCCCUGCUCCCACCCCCGGAGAGCCUGGAGGCUCUGCUCCCAAUGGAGUUCGAUGCAGCCAGUGUGUUCAAGCCCAUCACCGAGAUCCUCGCCGUCAUCUCCAGGCUUUUGCUGGAGGACCUGCCCGGCUCUGUGGCCCCCAAAGCCCCUGACCCCAUGGGCCAAGGCACAGUGCAGCCCGAGGAGCCAGCGGUGAAGGUGGUGGCUCCUGUCCCUGAGUGUAAGCUCCGAGCUGAGCUUCUGAAGGACCAUCGCAACCUGACUUUUGAUCCCGAAACGGCCAACAAGUACCUGGAGCUGUCAAAAGGAAACCGGAAAGCCAAGCACGGCCGCGGAACGGUCUGUAGACGGCAGGAGCAGGGACCACACUUCGUGCCCUGGCAGGUUCUGUGCACGCAGAGCUACAGCCAAGGCCACCACUACUGGGAAGUGAGGAUCUCCAGCCACUCCGUCAUCCUGGGGGUGACCUACCGCAGCCUCCCCCGGGAGCGGCAGCAGGGCCACAAGUUCAACAUCGGGCUGGACGGGGGCUCGUGGGGGCUGCAGGUGCGGGAGGAUUGCUACCUGGCCUGGCACAAGGGCCGGGCAGAGAAAAUCCAGGAGCUGCUCUAUAAGAACCUGGGGGUCAGUCUGGAUUAUGGCAAGGGGCUCCUCUCUUUCUACGGCCUUGGGGAGAGGACACAGCUCAUCCACUCCUUCCACAGCAUCUUCACCGAACCCCUUUAUCCCGUCUUUUGGCUGUGCGAGGGGCGAGCGGUGACGCUGUGCUUAAGGGAAGGAGCCGGAGCUGGUGCUGCAGCUGAGCUGCCCCCGGGGCUGUCACAGGCUGAGUGGGACCCCGAUGCUGGGGCAGGAGUGGAGUGUGGUGUUUUAACAAGAAAUGAUGAGGACAGGCAUGCAAAUUAA